AAACAAGAGGCCUCAAAUGAAAAUGCAGACACCGUUAUCCACUCAUUCUCUCUUCCUCCUCAUAACGCAGAAGAAAUGGCCAUGGCGACAGCUGCAGCAUCUGGAUUCUUGUUCGCAAACACUUGCUCUAACAUUUCUUUCCGCAAGUCACAAUCCCCAAAGUUGUCCUCUUUGAAGGCCAGUGUGAAUCCGGAGUUAGGGUUUGUUACUUCUCAAUUGAAUGGCGUUAGAAUUUCCUACAAUCUAACUCAGGAGUCAAAGCUAGUCUCAUCUCCUUCAGUUCCUUCUUUUCAACCUGUUGUUGCCCGUAGAGUGUGUCCCUUUACUGGGAAGAGAGCAAACAAGGCAAAUAAAGUUUCCUUUUCAAACCACAAGACAAAGAAGUUGCAGUUUGUGAAUCUGCAGUACAAGAAGAUUUGGUGGGAAGCUGGUAAACGCUAUGUUAAACUGAGGUUGUCCACUAAGGCUUUAAAGACUAUAGAGAAGAAUGGAUUGGAUGCUGUUGCUAAGAAGGCUGGCAUAGAUCUUAGCAAGAAGUAGAAAAUUCGUCCCAAUUAUUACUUGCAAUUCUGUUUGUUCGAGUUCUUCAAUUGGUCUGUUGAAUUAUUUCCUGGAAAACGCCAUUGGUACAUCCUGCAAGUUUUGUGAAUUCAUUUUUCUCAUAUGAUACCAUGGACCUUUUGAUCUGUGUUCUUACUAACUCAAAGUUCACAUGAACAAUUUAACA
Manihot esculenta (cassava) is the source of this 727-nucleotide messenger RNA. Its product is annotated as 50S ribosomal protein L28, chloroplastic. Lineage: Eukaryota; Viridiplantae; Streptophyta; Magnoliopsida; Malpighiales; Euphorbiaceae. The transcript is spliced from 2 exons. Gene Ontology annotation, biological process: translation. Gene Ontology annotation, cellular component: ribosome. The record is from RefSeq and is a predicted model, not a curated record. The coding region runs from base 76 to 540 and encodes 154 amino acids. Gene Ontology annotation, molecular function: structural constituent of ribosome.